AUGACAGCCAAAGGCAUUGACUCUCGAACUCCAUUGUGGCUGGAUUGUGAUCCUGGUCACGAUGAUGCGUUCGCAAUUCUAAUCGCAGCCCUUCACCCCGCAUUGAAUUUACUUGGAAUCACAACUAUUCAUGGCAAUGCUUCACUGGCGAAGACUACUGCGAAUGCCGGGAGCGUUCUCGAGGCGAUUGGCAGGCCGGAGAUUCCUGUCUACCCGGGAAGUUCAAAGCCAUUCUCUCGGCCUGCUUUGCAUGCGCCGGAUAUUCAUGGUGAAUCGGGCCUCGAUGGAACGGAUCUUCUUCCCAAGGCCUCCGUAGCACCUAUCACAGAUCAGAACCCAAUCUUGGCCAUGAGAGAUGCUCUUCUAGCUCAACCCAAGGGCACCCCUUGGGUGAUCGCCACGGGAACGUUGACCAAUGUGGCCCUACUCUUUUCAACUUUCCCGGAAGUUGCGGAGCAUAUUGCAGGCCUUAGUAUCAUGGGAGGCGCUAUUGGCAAUGGUUUUACCGAUGCUCCAAUGAGCAAACUUCCCGGUGAAGAGGCACGAAUUGGAAAUGUGACCCCAUGGGCAGAAUUUAACAUUUACUGCGACCCAGAAUCAUCUGAGGCUAUCUUCAGUAAUACCGUUCUGGCAUCUAAGACAGCUCUUAUGGCCUUGGAUCUUACCCACCAGGUCUUGGCUGAUUCAGAGGUUCAAAGCCGUAUCUUGCAUGGCGCUAGGGACUCUUCUAAGGAGCCCACGAUUAUCAGAAAAAUUCUCCACGCUCUUCUGAUUUUCUUUGCAGGAACAUAUGAUAAAGUUUUUGGUCUCUCCACUGGACCUCCGCUGCAUGAUCCUCUUGCAGUGGCAGCUAUGUUAUCAAAUCUGAACCCAGAAUUUGCCAAGAAGCAUCCAGAGCAAGCGAUUAAGUUCGACGAUAAAGGUGGUGAGCGCUUUGCUGUCAGUAUCGUGACUGAUGGUAUUCAUGGCCAGGAUGUGUCUAUUACUGGACAGCUGGGACGCACUCUAGCUACUCCGGUCAAGGGGCCCGGUGUGGCUAUCCCACGAGGCGUGGACCUUGAAGCAUUUUGGAACCUGAUUCUUGAAUGCGUGCAAUUGGCGGAUGACUGCAAUGCAGCCCGCGCAUGA
Penicillium malachiteum is the source of this 1128-nucleotide messenger RNA. Its product is annotated as uridine-cytidine N-ribohydrolase. Gene Ontology annotation, cellular component: cytosol. Gene Ontology annotation, biological process: purine nucleoside catabolic process. The record is from RefSeq and is a predicted model, not a curated record. NCBI's taxonomy places the organism in Eukaryota, Fungi, Ascomycota, Eurotiomycetes, Eurotiales, Aspergillaceae. Gene Ontology annotation, molecular function: purine nucleosidase activity. The transcript has 5 exons. The coding region runs from base 1 to 1128 and encodes 375 amino acids.